AUGUCCAAGCAAUUUCGUCUUCUGACAUGUCCCGAUGACAUCUUUCUUCUCAUCCUCGAACGUUGCGAGCAGACUUCGCUUCACAAUCUUAGCUUAACCAGCAGAUCUCUACGUCCACGAUGCAUUCCGCAGCUGUAUAGAGAGGUCGAUCUCAGCUCGCAUAAUCUUGGACGAUUGCCCGAGUUCGAAGACGAACUGCGACCAGAGAUCUAUGCAAAUACGGACGACUUCUGGCGCCCUCACAACUUGGUGUCUCGGCAGCGCUCGUUCUUGCGAACAAUGACAGAAUGCCCCGAGUAUGCAACUGCUGUCCGCGUCUUCUCUUGGACCCUGAUCUGGCGUGAAGUCAACGAGGAUGCAUUGGCGGAGAUGGACUACCAGCUUUGGGCCACCUUCAGCCGUCUCACGAAUGUGACGAGGCUAGAUCUAGCAUCACUCCGACGAGAUGAGAUCCUCGAUCCCUAUAUCCGCCAGAUUCCACCCCUCCUAUUUCCUCACGUGACAGAGCUGAGGCUCACGGGAUGGAUGCACCACAGUCUCGUCGCAAACAUCCUCAAUUCUAUAGACGUGGCAAAGCUUCAAAGUCUGAGUCUCGAUGCGCUCCAGGAAGAAGGACAAGUCCCUGAUGGCUCCCCUAUGCCGGAGGAAAUCAACAAAGAUUGUUGGAACUCUGCAUGGCGCCUUACAUCGAUUGAUCAUGGCACAAUAGAUACAACCCGCAUAAAGGUCGGUAUUAUCUUCCCAGGACCUAUGUGGUCAACGAUUGCGCCGCUCGUUGGAAAAUUGGAGUCGCUUCAGCAUCUCGAGAUACGGAUACCGCCGCUCGAAACAAGCGGAAUGGACACGGAUUGUACAGAGCACCUGCACUACAUCUUUGUUCUAGCGGGUUUGGUCGCGUCAGUCGUAUCAAGUCUGAAAUCGCUGGCCAUUGACUAUGCGCGGGAUAUCCAAAGGACUCCCAGCACGUGUGGUACUGGUCGGAAUUACGAACUUGCCCUUCAUCUAUAUCGCUCACGUCUAUCGCUGAUGAUACUGAAUGCUUUUUGGCCAUGUUUUUCGACGGAGAGAGAAUGGAAGUGGGAAUCAUUGCAGAGCGUCUCUCUUAGAGGCUUCCUUCAAGGGAACGAGACGGCAGCGGCAUUCGAGCACACGACAGCCAUCAAGGCAUUACAAAUGAAGAUCGAAGAUUCCUUGAGUAGUAGAGGAGUUGCCCUCGAAUGGUCGAAUGACUCCCCGCGCCCAGCAGUCUUGUUUAUGGGGUAUGAUUUUACGAUAUCCGAAGAGGCAAUGAGCCAGUUCGUUCGACUAUCCCAGCAACCACAGCUUGCCCUUACAUGA
Molecule: messenger RNA, 1338 nt
Organism: Amorphotheca resinae ATCC 22711
Lineage: Eukaryota; Fungi; Ascomycota; Leotiomycetes; Helotiales; Amorphothecaceae
Exons: 1
Coding region: 1-1338 (445 amino acids)
Source: RefSeq, a predicted model, not a curated record